This is a messenger RNA of Staurois parvus, 300 nucleotides long. NCBI's taxonomy places the organism in Eukaryota, Metazoa, Chordata, Amphibia, Anura, Ranidae. The record is from the annotation of a GenBank genome assembly.
CUGAAAGCAUGCUACCCAGAGAACUUUGAUGUCUGUAACACUUAUGCCCAACAUUAUCACCGGCAUAUAAAGACGAGGACAGAAGAGAUCACACAGUUUGAACUAUGUGAGAAGGACAACUAUGCAGUUCUGUGCUGGGUGCAGAACCUCUAUCCGAAUGAAAUCUUGAAAAACCCAAAACUAUCCGGACACACUGAUGACUCACGGCUGGAAUGUCUUCUAUCUCAUGAAGCUGUCCGAUUACUUCAGAACAAUUUUGUGCGUACUGAAAGGGAUUCCUUUAGUGACCACAUGAAUAAA